Messenger RNA from Durusdinium trenchii, 1590 nucleotides. The record is from the annotation of a GenBank genome assembly. NCBI's taxonomy places the organism in Eukaryota, Dinophyceae, Suessiales, Symbiodiniaceae.
AGAGUUUGCAGUUCAAGUCGGGAUUUUGCCAUGGAGCAACACGGUGAGAAUGUCCCUGGUGGAUUACCAGGUGACACGGCGUAUUGCAGAAGGGCGCUUUGGCACAGUGUUCGCGGCCUGUCACCGGCCAACUGGACAGGAGGUUGCUAUCAAGAAGAUUCGAGCUCGAAAGAACUUGCCAGGCCUUGACUUUGAUCCAUGGUUCAAGAGCGCGGAACGCGAAAGAGAUGUGCUCGAGACCGUGAAACACUGCAACAUCAUCGAGUUGCUUGAGCAUCAUGUUGAACCUGAUGCCACCAUGGCCAUUCUCAUUUAUCCUUACCUAGCUUGGGACUUGGCUACUGUGCUUGAGAGGAAAAAACCGCUGAACGAGGGAAGUGUCAAGGUCUUGCUGCGCAUGCUGCUGGAAGGUGUGGCCUUUUUGCAUGAGCAUGGCGUAAUGCAUCGAGAUUUGAAACCUCCAAACUUACUGAUUGAUGGAUCCAGUGGGGAACUCAAGGUGGCGGACUUUGGCUCUGCAAGGUUCCUACAGGGCACUUCUUCGCGCAGCUUCGGAGAGCAGCUCAUGACGAGGGAUGUGUGCACUCGCUGGUAUAAAUCACCUGAGAUGCUCUUCGGCUCCGUGACUUAUUCCUUAGGUGUCGACCUUUGGGCGGUUGGUUGCACAUUCGCAGAACUGCUUUCCUCAGUAGCGCUCUUCCCCGGUGGCAGUGACCUUGAGCAAUUGUGCCUCAUCUUCCAGGCCCUCGGUACACCUGAUGAAGCAGAUUGGCCAGAAGUGCGGGAGCUGCCUGACUACUCGAAAGUGCAGUUCCAGCACAGAGCGCCAGACAUUCCGGACUUGGGCGAUCGAUCCGACGCAGCGAAGGAGCUGGUAUGGGCAUUUAUGCGACUCAACCCCGUGCAGCGAAUCAGUGCUCCCCAGGCCCUCUUCCACCGGUUCUUCCUCGAAGGCUGCCCUGCUUCUCGGGCGGAGGAAGUUCUGGAAGGCUUAUCUGAUUUUGGGCAUCAUCAACUUGAAGCCAACGUUGGGUCGAUCUCACCGGUAGGCCUCAGUGAAUUUGGGUCAGACUGCAGCCUUCUGAGCAUCCCUGGCGACUUGCAACCUGUCGAAGUGGAGACCACGGCCUGUGGGCCUGGAUCUAAGGAAUCUAAGGAUCAAAGUCCUUGGGAGUGAUGAAAGCAUUCUUUUCGACCCCAACAUCUCCUAACCGCUCCACUGAGGCUGUGGGACAAUGCUGAUGCACUUGAGGAGCCACCCCUACGUCGAGGGUGUCAAACUCCACCGCCGCCAGCUGAUGGCAUCCACAAGUUCAAGGCCAAGCGAUGAGGGAUCCGAAGCGAUUAAUCGGAGCAGACCAGUGAGCACGUCCAUCACUGCGCAGAAGUCGACUCGGAACAAACUCCAAAGGCUUCCCACGGUGGCAUGAGCAACAUGAGAUGAAAUGUGAGCCACAGGGCCCGAGGAAGCAGGGAUGCAGCGGGCUCUCGGCUCUCGCCAGAGAGAAGUGCACUUUGAUGAUGCGCCCCAAGUCCUUUUGCGGAAAUUUCUUCGUUUAAGUUUUAAAUGCAGUUUGUAGAGCAACGGAG